Geodia barretti is the source of this 967-nucleotide messenger RNA. The record is from the annotation of a GenBank genome assembly. NCBI's taxonomy places the organism in Eukaryota, Metazoa, Porifera, Demospongiae, Tetractinellida, Geodiidae.
GACGAGUACAUCUCUCGCAGCCUGCAAGCAGCUUUGAACGGAGAAAACUCUCACCCCAACGGAAAAUGCUGGUAGUCAUCCUCGUUGCUGUAGCACUUGUUGCUGCUUCAAGUGCCUGGCCUCCGGAAAGGUAUCUACCAACAGAUGCAUCCCUUCAGGGUGAGCUCAUUAUUAACCUCUCACCCUAACCAUGGCACAUGGUUCUUCUUUAUAAUUAUAGGAAUACAAGAAAUGGAAUACAAAGACCAUUAUGCGAUGGAAGAUCGAUACGCAGCAUUCUUUCAAGGUUUAUUCGACCCAGUAAUAACAGUGCCAUCACUAAAGAUCGGACAGACCAUUGAAGUUGUGUUCAAAAACCCUCCAACUGGAUAUCUCUCCUUCAACCUGGUCACUGCAGCGAGCGAUGUUGCCCUCCAUUUCAACCCUCACUACACGGACGAUGGUGGCUACGUUGUUCUAAACAGCCUAAUCCACGGCGCAUGGCAGGAAGAAGAGAAACCCACUGGGUAUCCAUUCCCUGCUGAUAAUGUCCAGACAAUGGUGACUGUCCACAUUACUGUCGGACAGAGUAAAUUUACAAUAUCAGUUAAUGGUAUCGAAUUUGCAACUUUCAACUACCGUCCUGGGCUCAGCUACGAAACUGUUCGUCACAUGACCUGGAAUGCUCCGUCGGAAGCUAUUUUGGAGUCGAUUAAAAUCAAAUUCUAAUUUCACACCUGGGAUCCAAUUGGACAGCCAAACUUUAGUAUUAGAAAAAAGUAUAGCUAGAUAGAUGUAGAAUUUAGCUUCUACAUUAUUAAUCAACUUUUUUUGAAAGCAAGUGCAAUAAUAAUUAUAGCUACUAUUGUACUUUAUAGAGAGAAAGUAGCUAACUAUCAUGUGAAUGCAGUCAUAGUGUAGGCAUCUUCUUGUUUCUGUUCUUUAGUCAUGAGGUGACAUCAGCAGCCCAAAUCACUUUAUUGCCUUU